Adineta steineri is the source of this 1932-nucleotide messenger RNA. The record is from the annotation of a GenBank genome assembly. NCBI's taxonomy places the organism in Eukaryota, Metazoa, Rotifera, Eurotatoria, Adinetida, Adinetidae.
AUGUAUCAUUUAAUUAUUCAAGCUUAUUUAUGUCAAGAUCAAAUAAGUGCUAAGAUUUUUCUUUCACGUGCUCAUAUUAUUGAAAAAAUGAUACGAAAAACAAUGAUUACAACUCAAUCAAGAUUUGACGAAACUUAUUAUGAACCAUCAAGAUUAUUACAAAAAUUAUUUAAUAGAAAACGAAGAUAUAUUAUUGAUUUAGAUCUUCAAGAUCAACAAGAUUUAAUAUGUUCAUUAAUACUUCAUAUAUGUUCACUUGAAUUACUUGUAAUACAAUGUAAUUUUAAUGAAUAUCAUAAUAAUUGUAUGAAUGAAUUAAAAUCAAGUUUAUUAAAUUUAAGUCUAUGUCAAUCGUUAUUUAUAUCAUGUUUAAUUCCACAUUCAUCUAUAACUCGUGAUGAAGUAUUAAAUCAUUUAACAAAUCUUCAACUAAGUUUUGAUACUGUUCAUUCAUUAUAUAUUAAAGUACGUUUCCAAUCUAUUGAAAAUACAUUUCAAUCCGAUGAUGAUUUAUCUCAUGCUUUUUUUCUUUUUCAAUUAAAUUCAAUUGUUCAAUUAUUAACAAAAACAACAUUAAUUAAUAAAAAAAAACAAAAAUUAGUUAAAAACUUAGUUCAAAGUAAUUGGUCAAGAUGUUUAACAGCAUUUAAAUGUAUGAUUAUUAUUGCAGUUGGAUCAGUAUUUGUUAUGAUUCCUUAUUUAGCAAAUAAAUUCGAAAAUGGACAAUGGAUUUUAAUUGCAGUUUGUAUGACACAAGGAGAUACGGUUGGAGGAGCAUUUACAACGAUGAAAAUGAGAUUAAUUGGAACAUUAUUUGGUGCAAUGUGGGCAUAUAUAACAUAUCUAUCAGCUGGAGAUGAUACAUAUAGAACAAUCUUAAUGCUUUGUCCAUGGAUAUUAUUUUGUGGUUAUAUGAAAUUAUUUCCUCAAUGGGGUUAUACAGUUACAGUAGCUGCAUCAACACCAAUUGUUGUUAAUUUAGGACGAUUACCAUUUGCUGAUUCAUUACCAGUUGGAAAUUAUGCUCUACUUAGAAUUCAACAAAAUGUUAUAGGAAUUUCUAUUGCUCUCGUUCUAACUAUCGUUAUUUUUCCAGUUUUUGCUAUUGAUUUACUCAAAGAAAAUAUUCAUUCAACAUUAGAAUUAUGUCGAAAUAAUGUGGAAUCAAUUGUCCAUAUUUAUAAAAAAGUAUUUCAUAAUGAAGAUGAAAAUAAUGAUAAAAAUUUAAUAGAUUUUUCAAAAUUUGAUGAUAUUAAAUUUCAUAUUGAUAAUGAACGACGUUGUUUUCUUAAAUCAAUAAGUAUUCAACGAACUUUAGUUGGUUAUGCAUGUAUUGAACCAUCCUGUUGGUGGCUUAAUAAUGGUUUUUCAACUUCACGUUAUAAAAAAUUACUUGAACAACAAAUUGAUAUUUAUCGAAUGUUACAUAAUAUAAAUACAUGUUUAUUACGUAUGAAUGAAUGUUUACAUAUCGAUACAAUUGAUGGUAUAUUUCUUCCUGAAUUUAAUAAUUUAAGUAAACAAUUAAAUGAUUGUUUUAAAAUUUGGUCAUCAUAUUUUUAUUUAACAAAAACCAAAUCUUAUCAAAUAUUUCGUGGUUCAAUACAUCAAACAACAAGUUUAAUUCAAUCGGAUUUAAAUAAAUAUGAACAAUGUUUAAUUGAACUUCAUCGAACUGUUGUUUAUCUUCAAGUUGAACAUGAAAAAGCGACAAAUUUUAUUUUAAAAUAUUGUUUUCGAAGAUUUCUUGAAGAUGAAUUACCAGAAAAUUUUAUUCCAUAUGUUAAAAAUAACGAAAUCGAUUCAAUAUAUAUCACUCUAUCAGCUAUGCAUUAUUCAAUAGCACAACUUGCUCAAGCAGCAUUAUCUUUAGGUACAACAAUACAUGAUGUUUUUGAACUUGAAACAACAGAUUUAUAUGAACCAUUUUAA